ACUUCUUUUCAAAACACGACAAAAUAGAAGCACCACGUUUUUGUGUUGCUCUCUACUUUUGUUGUUAUAUAGCGGUGCAAAAGCACUCAUUUUUGUGUUAAAACCACUUGAAACAGUGCUAAGUUUUGUCCCCUUUCCUUUGCAAGUGAAAAAAGUGCAACAAACUCCACCAAAAUGACUGCACGUUGUAAGAAGCGUCGUAGCAAAAACAAAGCCAUUCGCCGGGCCAAAAACAAGGUGAAAGAGGUAAAGAAACUGAAGAAAAUGCUUGGAUUCAUCGAGGAGGAUACAGGAGAAGGUAACUUGCUGGAUAAGCUGAAGGAUAUUACCGAGCAAAAGAAAAACGAGCAGGAACUGGAGCUGUUGAAGAAGGAAGCGCUGGAGGAGGUGGUCAAGAAGGAAACCAAGGAAAUUAUCGACCACGAGAAGUACGUUACGGUGGUUCACCCGAGAACGAAGGUUGCACACGUGUACAACGUGAAAACGAAACAGGACCAGUUUGGCCAGUACCCGAUCUGGUACAACCCGAGGAAAGCGCGCAGGAAGAAGCUGCUGCAAGAGGGCAAGAUUACCAAGCGUAUGCAAUUCCGCGGCAAACGUAAUCACUUUAUCGACCGAACCUGCAAUUGGAAGGCACUGCUUGAUAAAUAAACUGCACCGUGAUUUUGUUAUUAG
This is a messenger RNA of Anopheles funestus (African malaria mosquito), 675 nucleotides long. Its product is annotated as protein LLP homolog. Gene Ontology annotation, biological process: dendrite extension. Gene Ontology annotation, molecular function: RNA binding. The transcript has 2 exons. Gene Ontology annotation, cellular component: nucleolus. The record is from RefSeq and is a predicted model, not a curated record. Bases 175 to 651 code for a protein of 158 amino acids. Lineage: Eukaryota; Metazoa; Arthropoda; Insecta; Diptera; Culicidae.